Rhinocladiella mackenziei CBS 650.93 is the source of this 960-nucleotide messenger RNA. RefSeq lists its product as uncharacterized. Lineage: Eukaryota; Fungi; Ascomycota; Eurotiomycetes; Chaetothyriales; Herpotrichiellaceae. The record is from RefSeq and is a predicted model, not a curated record. The transcript has 2 exons. Bases 1 to 960 code for a protein of 319 amino acids. Gene Ontology annotation, molecular function: protein binding.
AUGGCUAUCCCUUACCCAAGUUUCGUUAACUCGUAUCCCUUUGAAUUCCUCAUAGGUCCUGCGAAGAGAUCAUUUUACGUUCAUUCUGGAUUAAUCAAGCAACAUUCCGAAACAUUAGCUGCUCUGGUUGAAGGUGGCAUGGCCGAAUCAAGAGAGAGAUGUGCCCACUUGGAGGACAUGGAGGAGGACACCUUCAUCCAUUUUCUCGAGUUUGCAUACACCGGCGACUACUCUGUAUCCAAUAUAGGUGUGACAUUUCCCUCGGCGGACACCAUUCUGUACGGACCUGUCUGCGGAUCGGGCCAAGUCGCAGCAGGUUCUGGAACAGCUGAUUCGGCAGAGGAAUGGGGACUGUUGGUGAAGAAAACGAGGAAAAGCUGGAAGAGCAAGAGCGCCAAAAUUAAGAGCGGUUGGUACGACGAAAACGGAAUUGAAUCGCCCUUACCUGAAGAUGAAGACAUCCCAGUGAAGGCAGAGCCGGACGUUGACAUGAGUUUUGAACCUCUGAGCAGGAACCCUUCGAGGCACACGGAUCUUUGGCGUUUAUUCAAAAGCAAAGCACGUGUGAGCGAGAUGCCUCCGUGGGAACCACGCGCUAACAUGGACCAUUGCGAGGACUACACCACUCUCUUCCUUUGUCACGCAAAGCUAUACGUCUUCUCGGAUCGGUACAUCAUCAAGGCUCUACAGGAGCUCGUCCUCCAGAAACUUCGACUGACUUUGUCAAGAUUUACUUUAUUCCGAGAGAGGACCGGGGAUAUUGUCAAAUUGCUCAAGUAUACUUAUGCAAACACUAUGGAUUACGACGAUGGGAUCGACAAGUUGAGAAGUCUAGUAUCCGACUACGUUGUUUGCCACGUUGAGACUAUCGUCAAAGACGAGGAGUUCUUGAACUUUCUGCAGGAGGAGGGUGCUAUGGCCAAAGAUCUUGUGCUCAAGUUGCUUCAACGACUGACCUAA